Penicillium brevicompactum is the source of this 1203-nucleotide messenger RNA. RefSeq lists its product as uncharacterized. Gene Ontology annotation, molecular function: protein binding. The record is from RefSeq and is a predicted model, not a curated record. The transcript has a single exon. NCBI's taxonomy places the organism in Eukaryota, Fungi, Ascomycota, Eurotiomycetes, Eurotiales, Aspergillaceae. The coding region runs from base 1 to 1203 and encodes 400 amino acids.
AUGGACCAACACACCUUCCGCCGCCGAGGCCUCGGACUCCGAGGCGUUGAUGACCGUGUCUCCCCAGGCUACGUUCUAUAUGCUCCUCUCACCUCCAACACCGCCCACCUUGUCUCAACAACGGGCAAAGAAGUUCACCGCUGGACACUCCCACAUCGUGCAGGACGCCAUGCCCGCAUCUUACCCAACGGCAACUUGGCCUACAACGGCGCCCACCCUGAAGCACCCGCCCUGUUCCCCAUGUGGGCCAAGUACCGCGGCGGCAUGAUGAUGCAAGUGAGCCCCGGUGGCGAGAUUCUACGCCAAUACUCUGAUCCCCUGGCUCAUCAUGACCAAAACCAUCUUGAUGACGGCACGCUGCUGUACACGACGCUGGAACCCCUCACUCCUGAAGAGGCAUCAAAGGUGCAAGGCGGGAUCCCAGGCAGCGAAGCGAAGGGGAUCGUUUACGGGGACUGUAUCAAGUUGGUCGACCCUUGGUCAUCCGGUAAUGAAUCUUCUUCGGCGGACUUUGAGGUCGAGGGCAAGGGCGCGAAGUUGCUUUGGUCGUGGCGCGCGAUUGAUCACCUUGAUCCUGCUGUUUUUGCUGCUCAUCCUCAUUACCCUCGGGAGCAUUGGCCACUGAUUAAUAGUGUGUCUUUUGAUUCAGAGGGAAAUAUCAUUGCUUCGUCGAGGAAUGCGUCUAGUGUGUUUGUUAUCAGUCGUGCAACGGGGGAGGUGCUGUGGCAUCUCCCUGCACCGACAGUCAGUCAACAGCAUUGUGCGCAUCAGAUCAACGAGAGUGGGGAUAUGCUUGUUUUUGACAACGGCGUAUUCCGUCCUGGGGUGUCUGUGCCGUUCUCACGGGCAAUCAUUGUCUCGAAGGAGAAGGUUGUCAAGUGGGAGUACAAAGACCCAUCGACCGGUGGGCUUGGAUUCUUCACGCCGUUCAUGGGAUCUGCACAGAAGCUGGAUGGCGGCAAUGUGCUACUGUGUGAAGCUGCCGAUGGGCGGAUUAUUGAAGUUACAGAGGGUGGUGAGAUUGUGUGGGAGUUUGUGGUGCCUCAGCUUGGGGACUACAAGGCUGUGCUGGGGAGCAAGGAAUUGGAAGAGAUGGAGAGCAUUGGGUUCGAUUAUUUGAGUAAUGCCAUCUUCAGGGCUUACAAGUACAGGCCUGAUGAGGUCCCCUGGCUGAAGGAGGGCUGGUUGUCUAAUUGGCUUUGA